Molecule: messenger RNA, 4921 nt
Organism: Penaeus vannamei (Pacific white shrimp)
Lineage: Eukaryota; Metazoa; Arthropoda; Malacostraca; Decapoda; Penaeidae
Source: RefSeq, a predicted model, not a curated record
AGCCUCCACCCAAGUAUGUAUAUGACAAGUCCGAGCAGCUCCAAGUGCCCCUUACACUUGACACUUCACAGAGGCUUUCGCAUCAGCUGACAACUGCAGUUGUCAAGAUUUUGCUCGAGGAAGGGCUUGGCUACCAAAACGUAACUAUCAUAAAGUACGAAGAGGAUUCAUUCAAUUCAGAAAUAGCGCUGAGUCGACUGAAAUCUCCUCCCAAGCAGAAAAGCAAACCGCCGAAGGCCAUGAUCAACCUGGAGGUGUGGCUGCCGCCGAGGUUCCUCGAGGAGGACAACAUCGUCAAGAUGGACUGCGGUUCCCAUGCCUCUGGCAGCAGAUUCGGCUGGUACAUCUCCAACAACAGCUACACGCAGACGGACCAGAUCAUGGACCACUGGCGGUCUUUCCAGCGCGUGGAUGUCGUCCGAAUAUUUGAACUCACGCAGGAAGAAGACGCCACACUGCAGAGAGAUUACACAAAAUCUGGAGACAAAUACUUUUGCCAGCAUCUUAACUGUACUGAUGGAAUUUUUACCCCGCCAAUUUGUCGGGAAGGGCCGUGUGCCACACUGCUUGUGGGUGACUACAAUGACUUUUCUGCAUUUCUUGUGGAUCAGGUGAUGGACCAGCACCUGCGAGUCCGCGUGGCCUGGAUUGGCCCUAAUCUCAACCAUCAGUUCCUGUGCACUUUCCGGAAUCCCAAACCUCUGAUGUUCUUUGACUGGUGGCCAAAUCAACUCUCAAAUUUAGAAGAGUUUAUGCCAGUAUCAUUUCCACCUUGUAGUAGCUACAAAGGGAUGAAUUCGUCGUAUUUAUGCAAUUAUGAAUUACAUUCUUUGAAAAAAAUGAUUUGGAGUAAUUUACCUGAGACUGCAAAAGUAGCUGUGGAGCUUGUGAAGCGUUUUUAUCUGAGUGAGGAAGACUACAGAGAACUCCUGAGUCUCUACACAAACAUGACGUCGACGUGCGGUCGGCAUGCCUCCUUGAUUACGAAAUCGCAAAGUGAAAUUAUCGAAGACGUUGCGUGCCAGUGGCUGCAGCGAUCGCACAGCAAUGGGACGGAGGUUUGGGUCGACUGGCUGCCGCACGAUUACGCCGCCAAGACAGUUCUCUGGAUCGGAGGAAUCUUCCCCGUGAACUCGAAGAAAAACAAUGGAUUUACAAGCGCGACGCUCCUCAAGGCCGCAUACAUGGCGACGGACCGAGUGAACAACAAUUCCGAGAUCCUCCAGGACUAUGACAUCAAAUUAAUGGUUCAGAACGGCGGAUGCAAGAGUGAAUACGUUCUGGCUUCGUUCAUUCACUACGUUCGCAGCGAGACUGGAAGCCCCCCCCUGGAACAGAUGAUCGGAAUUCUAGGCCCUGCCUGUUCCGACACCGUGGAGCCUCUGGCCGGAGUUGCAAAACACUUCUACACUGUGGUUUUGUCUUACAGUGCCGAAGGUGCAAUAUUUAAUGAUCGUGAGAAAUAUCCCUAUUUCUUUCGAACUAUCCCAGAAAACAAGAUGUAUGGGUUUGUGUACUCAGAAUUAUUCAAGUUGUUUGGGUGGAAACAGGUGGCAUCUCUUACUGAAGAUUGCAACAAGUACAGUGAAUAUCUGACUCUGCUGCAGAACAUGUUGCCCAAAGGAGUUAAUCUAGUCAAUCGCAAGUUCCCCCGCGCAGCCAAUAGGAACAUGACGGAUCACCUAUUAAAGCUGAAAGACAAGAACCUGAAGAUUAUCAUCGCCGACUUCUACGCCGGCACCGCAAGGGAGGUUCUGUGCGAGGCCUACCACUUGAACAUGACAGCCAAGAACGAUUAUGUUUGGUUUUUGCCCAGGUGGUUCGCGAGCAACUGGUAUGACACAGAGUACUAUGCCAAAGAUGAUGCAAAGAAGAUUCCUUGCAACAAAUCAAUGAUGAUUGAGGCCGUGGACCGCCACAUGGCGCUGGGCUACGCCUACUACGCCCACGACGACUUCAAGUACCACGAGGGCAAGACGGUGGGAGAGUGGCGGGAGGAAUACAAAGCUGUUUACCUGAAUCACAGUCAGAGUUUAACGGCGGACUAUGCGGGCUACACCUAUGACGCCGUCUGGACCUACGCCUUCGCGCUGGACAAGUUGCUCAAAGAGGACGAAACCCACGUGUCCAACCUCCACAGCGCGAGGACAAACAAACGCUUUGUGGAGAUCAUUUCGCAGACGGAAUUCGACGGCGUCUCGGGACACAUCAACUUCAAGGACGGGCCGUCCCGGGACGCGACCAUCAACAUCAUGCAGUACGUGUUCGACUACAACACCAUGACGGGGCAGUACAGGACGGUUGGCACCUUCACCAGCAAUGAUUCACAGAAAAAGAUACUGAACAUGAAGAAGCAGAACACGCAGUUCUUCAACGGCAUUCCCGGCGACGGCUCGCUGCCCAACUCUUGUCUGUUCGAAACCUUCCGGCAGAUCCUGGACGUGCGGUGUGAGGUGGCCAUCGUCAUUGUUAUGGUCCUUAUAUUUGCGGUGUUUGCAAUGAUUCUGAUCGGGCUGUUCAUCGUCUACAAAAAGCGGUUUGAAAAGAUGCUGCCUGAGCAACCGGCCUGGCCGCUCGGAGAACUGAUGUCCCUGGACGAGUGGGAACUUCCCCGAGAAAAGGUUGUGAUUAACCGAACCAUUGGCGAGGGCGCCUUUGGCACUGUGUUCGGAGGUGAGUGCCAGUUUGGGGAGAACUCGCCCUGGCUGGCUGUGGCUGUCAAGACGCUGAAGGUGGGGUCGACAGUCGAGGAGAAGCUGGACUUCUUGGGCGAAGCGGAAAUGAUGAAGAGAUUCACUCACGUGAACGUCGUUCAGCUUCUUGGACUCUGCACCCAUCAAGAGCCCAUAUACAUGGUCAUGGAGUUUAUGCUCUAUGGGGAUCUGAAGACCUACCUGCUGGCUCGGCGGCAUCUCGUUUCGGACAAAACGGUUCACAGCGAAGAGGACGAGAUAAGCAGCAGGCGGCUGACCUCGAUGGCGCUGGAUGUGUGCCGUGCGCUUGCCUAUCUCACCGAAAAUAGAUAUGUUCACAGAGAUGUCGCCUGUAGGAACUGCCUGGUGAGCGCCGAGCGGAUUGUCAAGCUCUCCGACUUCGGAAUGACCCGACCGAUGUAUGAGAGUGAAUAUUACCGAUUCAACAGACGAGCUAUGUUACCUGUGCGCUGGAUGUCACCUGAGUCGAUAGAAGACGGCCUUUUCACCAACAUGAGUGACAUGUGGUCCUACGGCGUCCUGUUGUAUGAAAUCAUCACUUUCGGCAGUUUUCCAUUUCAGGGAAUGUCCAACAAUCAGGUAGUGGAGCAUGUCAGAGCAGGGAACACAAUUACCAUACCCAGUGGCGUGAAACCGCAACUAGAAAGGCUGCUCAUGAGCUGCUGGAGCAAAUGCCCUCAGGAUCGGCCCACCUUCAACGAAAUGGCAGAAACUCUCACUAUGUGGCCACGCCUUAUCACGCCGUGCUUGGAGGUGCCGUCAGCCGCAGUUCAGCUUAAUGAUACAGAUUCACUGGAAAUUGUGCUUCCAGCUGCUGACCAGCCGUGUCGACGGAGCUCGGCGCCCACUGCACGUCUUCCAAACCCACGUGUGCGGCAUACGUCAGGGGGUGACAGCAUCCCAGCGUCAAGUAAUGUCCAAGGAAAUCUCUUAUCCCGCGGCCAAAAUGUGCCACUGCUUUCCACCACGAGCACGCCUGCGCCGCCAACGACCCUAAACGUUUCUAGCUGGAAUCGAACCCCGCAGGAGAAUGGAGGCGGGCCGUCUGUGGAGCCGCUGUUACCCCAGAAUGGAGACGGCUAUAUGUCACGCUACGUGUGUCUUCAACGUACAAAGUCCGGCGAGAAUAAUAGUGAUUUAGAUUCUCCAUAUAACAAGAAUUUGUAUUUGGAUUCGCCCAAUAUGACUGCUGUGUAACUUUAGGGCAGUGAAAUGAUACACCAUUUACCCUUAUUUCUUAGUGCAAGUCAAUGUUAUCUAAGAUAUUUACUGAAAAUUCUCCAGAUAUGUUUAUCUUCAGUGUCAUAUUUUAAUUUAGCCAUACUGACAACCCUGCUGUUUGGUAUUAACAAAUACCCAUAAAGCACCAAGUCAGCUGCUGCAGUUACUGGGACUGAGCAGGUAAUCUAUAAUGAAACUAUAUAUUAUAUAUUUUCUCUCUAUUUCAAGUACCAUGUUAUGUGCAAUUCCUGUGUGUAUACUUGACCUUAUGAAAAACUGUGCAGUUCAGCUCGAAGGUACCACAGUAGACAGUUUUGAUUGAGGUAAGCUGUCAUGAGUGAGAAAAGCAUACACACUAUCGCACUGUCAGUGCUACAGAUCUGAGGUUGACUUAUACAGUAUGAAUAAUUUAGGUGCUAUGUGAUGGUGUUCAGUGGAUCACAACGAAGAAAUGCCUGGUACAAUGAUUGUCUGUAUUUUGCAUGUAGGAUAUAUAUUUGAUUCACAUCAUCACUCUUGUAUUGUAAUUCGUAUGUACUGUCAUCAAAGGUUACAGUGAUGCAGUUAUGAAUAUUUUUUGAAGUGACUGACAUGGAUCCUACUUUCAUGUUGGUCUUUAGUUCUGGUCAUAUGUGUUAACUGCAUUGCCUGGGGUCAUUGUAACAGGCCAAGAAAAUAUAACAAAUGUCUAACCAGCAAGAUAUAUAACCAAGCUACUGCUUUUAGCAGAUAUAUUUUUCACACGCUUUUACAGUGAGGUGCCAAAAAUGUACAAAUGAUCAAUAUAUAGUAGUUUAAUUAGUAGUUAUCGCUUGAUAUAUUUUUGUUUUCAAGAGAAAUAUAGUUCCUGAGAAACUGCCUCAUUAAAACUGUGUAAUCAUUAUAUGAUUUAAAGAUUUUAUGUAUAUGACCUGUUAUUUUGCUCAGAAAUUCUAUGACUAAUAAUUUAGAACUUAUUUGGAAUAAAAUUGAAGCUCAGUCUUGAA